Molecule: messenger RNA, 2988 nt
Organism: Arabis nemorensis
Lineage: Eukaryota; Viridiplantae; Streptophyta; Magnoliopsida; Brassicales; Brassicaceae
Source: the annotation of a GenBank genome assembly
AUGAUCAUGACCAUUACUACUUCUCUCUUCUUGUUUCUCUCUUUACUUGUUCUCUCUUGUUUUCUCCAAGUUUCUUCUAAUGGAGACGCUGAGAUUUUAACCCGGGUCAAAAAGACCCGACUUUUCGACCCGGAAGGAAAGUUACAAGAUUGGGUCAUUACCGGAGAUAAACGGAGUCCGUGUAAUUGGACGGGAAUCACAUGCGACGUCACAAACGGUGGUUUCGUCUCCGUCACGGCGAUUGAUCUCACCGGUUAUGGAAUCUCCGGUGAAUUUCCUUACGGAUUCUGCCGUAUUCGUACGCUCGUCAAUAUCACUCUUUCUCAAAACUAUCUCAACGGUACGAUAGACUCUGUUCCACUCUCCCUUUGCUCUCGGAUUCAGGUUUUGAUUCUUAACGUAAACAACUUCUCCGGGAAGUUACCGGAAUUUUCGCCGGAGUUUCGUAGUUUACGAGUCCUUGAAUUGGAAUCAAACUCGUUCUCCGGCGAGAUUCCUGAGAGUUACGGGAGAUUUACAGCUUUGCAAGUUUUGAACCUUAAUGGCAACUCGCUCAGUGGAAUCGUUCCGGCGUUUUUGGGUUAUCUCACUGAGUUGACUCGUCUUGAACUAGCUUACAUCGGAUUCGAGCCUGGUCCGAUUCCGGUUACGUUUGGGAAUCUGACGAAGCUGAGUUAUCUCCGAUUAACUCACUCAGGACUCGUCGGAGAAAUUCCUGAUUCGAUAUGGAAUCUGGUUUUGCUCGAGAAUCUGGAUUUAGCAAUGAAUUGUCUCACCGGAGAAAUACCUGGAAGCAUCGGAAAACUCAAAUCGGGUUAUCAGAUUGAGCUUUACGAUAAUCAGUUAUCCGGAAAAUUGCCAGAGAGUAUCGGAAAUCUAACCGCUCUGAGGAAUUUCGAUGUCUCGCAGAAUAAUUUCACCGGUGAAUUACCGAAGAAGAUCGCCGCGUUACAACUCAUCUCCUUCAAUCUCAACGACAAUUUCUUCACCGGAGAAUUACCAGAGGUUAUAGCUUUGAAUCCUAAUCUAGUCGAAUUCAAGAUCUUCAACAACAGUUUCACAGGAAUUUUACCUCGGAAUCUCGGGAAAUUCUCUGAGUUAUCUGAAUUCGACGUCUCGACGAACAAGUUCACCGGUGAAUUGCCGCCGGAUCUCUGCUACAAGAAGAAACUUCAGAAGUUAAUCAGUUUCAGCAAUCAAUUGACCGGGAAAAUUCCGGAAUCUUACGGCGAUUGUCGUUCGCUCGAUUACAUCAGAACGGCGGAUAACAAACUCUCCGGCGAAGUUCCGGUCAAGUUUUGGGAGCUUCCUCUGACUCGUCUCGAGCUAUCAAACAAUCAAUUACAAGGUUCGAUUCAUCCUUCGAUAUCCAACGCUCGUCAUCUAUCUCAGCUCGAAAUCUCCGGUAACAACUUCUCCGGCGCGAUUCCCGUCAAAAUCUGUAAUCUCGGUGACUUAAGAGUCAUCGAUCUAAGCCGAAAUCGUUUCUCAGGAUCGAUUCCGUCUUGCAUUAACCGAUUGAAGAAGCUAGAAAGAGUGGAGAUGCAAGAGAACUUACUCGACGGGGAGAUUCCGAGCUCGAUGAGUUCAUGCACCGAGUUAACCGAGUUGAAUCUCUCGAAUAACCGAUUACGCGGCGGAAUACCACCGGAACUCGGUGAGUUACCGGUUUUAAACUAUCUAGAUCUCUCUAACAACCAACUCACCGGUGAGAUUCCGCCGGAGCUUUUGAAGCUGAAGCUAAACCAAUUCAACGUCUCCGAUAACAAACUCUACGGUAAAAUCCCUUCUGGUUUUCAACAAGAUAUUUUCCUACCGACUUUCUUGGGUAACCCGAAUCUUUGUGGCCCGAAUUUGGAUCCGAUUCGACCUUGUCGAUCCAAACCCGAAAGCCGGUACAUCCUCGUUAUAUCCGUACUCUGUAUCGUUGCACUAACCGGAGGUUUGGUUUGGCUCUUUAUCAAAACCAAACCGUUAUUCAAGAGAAAACCGAACGGGGUAAACAAAGUAACCGUUUUCCAACGGGUUGGUUUCACUGACGAAGACAUAUACCCACAGUUAACCGAAGAUAACAUAAUCGGGUCGGGUGGGUCGGGUUUGGUUUACAGAGUGAAACUCAAAUCAGGUCAAACGCUCGCGGUGAAGAAACUAUGGGGAGGACCGGGUCAAAAACCCGAAUCCGAAUCAGUAUUCAGAUCCGAAGUUGAGACGUUGGGUCGGGUUAGACAUGGUAACAUUGUGAAGCUUCUCAUGUGUUGCAACGGCGAGGAGUUUCGGUUCUUAGUGUACGAGUUCAUGGAAAACGGCAGUUUGGGUGACGUUUUGCAUUCGGAGAAAGAACAUCGUGCCGUUUCUCCACUUGAUUGGACGACGCGGUUUUCGAUCGCCAUUGGUGCUGCUCAAGGACUUGCUUAUCUACAUCAUGACUCUGUUCCGGCGAUUGUUCAUCGUGACGUCAAAAGCAAUAACAUAUUGUUGGAUCAUGAGAUGAAGCCACGUGUCGCCGAUUUCGGUUUAGCUAAACCGUUGAAGAGAGAAGAUAAUGAUGGUGUUUCCGAUGUUUCGCUGAUGUCUUGUGUUGCUGGAUCCUACGGCUACAUUGCUCCGGAAUAUGGUUAUACGUCGAAAGUGAAUGAGAAGAGCGAUGUUUAUAGUUUCGGUGUAGUGUUACUCGAAUUGAUAACCGGAAAAAGACCAAACGAUUCGUCUUUUGGAGAGAACCAGAACAUUGUUAAGUUUGCAAUGGAAAUAGCUUUAUGUUACUCUUCUUCAUCACCUGAAGACGAAGCCAUGAAUCGCGAUUCACGUGGGAAUUAUCGAGAUCUUAGCAAGCUGGUGGAUCCAAAGAUGAUACUUUCCAAUAGAGAUUAUGAAGAGAUAGAGAAAGUUCUUGACGUUGCGUUGCUAUGUACGUCGUCGUUUCCGAUUAAUAGACCGACCAUGAGGAAAGUGGUAGAGUUGCUCAAAGAGAAGAAGUCAGUAGAGUGA